UUUCUGCUCGACCCAUUUCCUUUCCUCUUUGCAUUCUUCCCUCCUUUCCUUCCGCCUUCCUUCCUUCCUUCCCGACGCGCGCUUGGCCUCGCAACAAAGUUGCAGCGCCAGCCUCGGCGGAACGGCCGGCGCCCCCCUUUGGCGCCCUCGCCUGCACGGGUAUCCCCCGGAUUCGAACCGGGGGCGGGGCGAGGAAGUCGGGGUAGGUGCAGAGAGACAGAAAAAGAGAGAGGGGGGGAAGAGAAAAAAGGGGGGGUGCUUCAGUUUGGUGCAGCCCCAACGCCCCUCUCCUCCUCCUCAGUCGCCGCCGCUGCUUCUCGUCUGGAUUCGCCCGGCUGGAUCUGCGGAGGAUUGAUUGAUUUUCGGGGGAUCUUUCGCUCAGCUGGAAGGGGUGAUCUGUGCCUCCCGAGGAGCUCUGGUUUGGAUUUGGGGACGGGGCACGGGGCACGAAGCUUGGCUCUGCCUGCCUGCCCUCCCACCCCGCCGCCCUCUUUCUCCAGAAAGAACUUGAGAUUCAUCGCAGUCGUUCCCCGUUUUUCUCCCCUCUGGAUAUUCUCCCCUAGCUGGUCUUUUUCUCUUUUUCCAACAACCUCCCCCCCAACGAGAGAGGGGGGCGCCGUUUCUCAAGGUCACUGUGGAUUUAUCUUCGGGUUUUUGCCUGCCUCUGGAUGUGGAUUGCCCCCUGGGUGGCUUAGAUUGGAUCGCCCCUGUUUAGCUUUUCCAGGGUUGCUGGAUUAAUCUUUCUGGUCCCCCCUCCCCUUUGGCUGCCUCCCAUCCCCUCUUGGUUCCUCCGGAUUUCAUGAGCCAGAAAAAUAAGGUGGAUCGUACAAAAAAAUCCCAAUAAAACGAAAUUGUGGGGGAUUAAUUUUUUUUUAGGGGUCUUCAACUGGCUUUAGAGAUGGAUGGCAAGAUCAGACAAAGCAGAAAAUCCCGGUCCCAAAGGGAUCGGGUGAGGCGCAGAGACCCCAAUGGCAGGGAUAGACUUCACCAAAGCCCCUCCUCGACCUCCGAAAGGGAAGCCAGCCCUGGCAAAGAGAAUUCCAGCCAGAGUGGUCUGCUUCCCAAGAGCCAGGCUUCCGCGGGCAGAAAUGCCAGACCUCCGAGGCGGCGGAGGCGGGAAUCCAGUUCGCAGGAAGAGGAUUUAAUCGAUGGAUUUGCCAUCGCCAGCUUCACCACCAUGGAAGCCUUGGAGAAGGACAUGUCACUGAAGCCUCAGGAGAGAAAGGAAAAAUGGGAGAGACACCCUGGAAAGAAACUUCGGGAAAGCGAACAUUGUGUCUCGGCUGAACCCAGCGAAAACGGGCACAGUAACGACGCCGGAAGUUCGGGGAGAGAAACGGAUCGAGGGAAGGAGAGAGUGAAAAAGAAAAUUCCGUUGAAGGUCCAGAAGCAGAUGAAGGUCCCAGCGAGACGGGGUGGCAGGAACAGUGAAGAUGACAGCAUCCGGGAAGCUACCAGCUCCCAGCUCAGUAGCUCGAGGGACUGCCUCAGUGAUAGUUCUGCUCAGUCGUUGUCAGGAAAAGGUUAUUCGUGUGACAGCGAGAGCGAUAUUGACGAUAAGAAUUCAGCGGAUCUGGAGUUACCUCAUAUCAGGAGCGGCUUGGUAGCCAACAAGGUGUCGGAAGGUUCCGAGAAGCUGUUCACCCCUCCAGCAACGAAAGGUCCAACCUCGAAUGACAAGCCUGAAACGAAAGCAGGAAACCUCCCUAAAGUUUCCGGGCUUGAACGCAGCCAGGAAGUGAACACGGACCUGCCGUUCGUUCUGCCCCUCUCCAGCCCACCACCUGCCCCCACAAUCGUGACGUCCAGCUCUUCCGUACCCACGUCGAGCACCCGGGCGAGCCCGCUACUGAAAAAGGAACCGUUGAUCUCAGCACCAGCACCUCCGAGGCUCACCCCUCAGCCACAGCCUCGACCCCAGUCUCAACCUCAACCUCGGCCCCAGUCGCAACCUCAGUUGUUGCCCGAGCUUCGGACACAACUGCCGGGUCAUAUCCCCCCUCCUCUCGGUUACCAAGUCCAUCAUCAAGUGGCCCACAACGGAAUCAAUAAUAUCAGCAGAAGCAGCAGUGCCAGCAGCGCCACGAGCAUUAGCCUGCCCAAGCACCUUUCUCUCUCCCCACAGAUCCCACCCCACCACUCCUCUGGCCCUGUGGUGCCCCUUUCCAUCUCCAACCUUGCCGCUUCGCACUUCCCUCUCCGGUCGCAGUCCCAACAUCAGCAUCAUCCGGCCAUGUUCGCCACCCCUCCCACGCUGCCGCCCCCACCUCCAGCCUUGCCCACCAACAGCCUUGUGAUCCCAGGACACCCUGCAGAUACCAGCCUGUUGAUAUCAUUCAACCAACCAAUCAUGUAUUGCCAGCCUCAUUCGGGGAUUCUGAUUGGUACAUUGUCACAGGCAUCUCUCUUACCUCCACCAAUGAGUUCUCACGUAGAAAACCAUCACAGCAUGACGUGCAGAAAUAGGGAAUGCCAGUUCGACAAAUAUGCUCCCAAACUUGAGAAUCCUUACUUUCGACAUUCCAAUUUCUUUCCAAGUUACACCCCCAACGUGCCAGGAAUGCCUUCCAUGCUCCCCCACCCAGGUCCUUUCGGGUCCCUCCAAGGAGCCUUUCAACCCAAGACUUCGAACCCGAUCGAUGUGGCCAGCAGGCCCAGCACAGUGCACCACACGCUUCUGCAGAAGACGCCAGGGGUGGCUGACGCCUAUCGGGCUCCUGUACGAGUAAGUAAGAAGCCCGGGAAAUGGUGUGCUGUCCAUGUACAAAUUGCUUGGCAGAUCUACCAUCACCAACAGAAGAUAAAGCAAAUGCAGCUGGAUCCCCACAAGCUUGAAAUCGGUGGAAAACUUGACCUCUUCAGCAGACCGCCAGCUCCCGGCGUCUUUCCUGGCUUCCAUUAUUCUCAAGAUCUUGCCCGGCCCCUCUUCUCCAGCACAGGGUCUGCUCAUCCAAACUCCACCCCAUUUGGAUCCUCGCCUCAUCACAGCAGUUUCCUGCCCACCAGCCAUUUGGCAGGUAGGUAUCCGUUUACAAGGUCAAGCACCUUCAGCGGCCUUGGAAACUUAAGCAGCAAUGCCUUUGGCGGAUUAGGCAGCCACACUUUGAGUCACAGCAGCCUCUUUGCUCACAAAGACGGUCCGAACGUCCAGACCUUCGGCAGCCCCCACGAGCCCUGGAACCGGCUGCACCGGACGCCGCCCUCUUUCCCCACGCCGCCUCAGUGGCCGAAGCCAGGCGACGCCGAGCGGAGUUCCUCAGUGACGAACCACGACAGGGACCGAGACUCCGAGAAGAGGGAGCUUUCCUCCAGUAAAGAAGAGAGGGAGAAGGAGAGGGAUCUUCUGGAUAAAAGUAGGCACUCAAACCGAUCCUCGCCGGCUUCGGCUCCUGUGACGCACCAGAUCAGCAACCUCAUCCGUAGCAACAGCCAGGCGUCGAGCGACUCCGGACGGCAAGUUGCCCUCCUGGACCGAGACCGAUCGAAAGAUCUGGAGAGAGAGAUCCCUGACAGGCUCAGAGAUCUUCCUCCAGUGGCCGACCAGAAGAUCAAAGAAAGCCGCUCCCCGGUGAAGGAGCCUCCAAACCAUGAAAAGAGGUCCCUGGAGGACAACACCAAGCCCGUCAUCCAGUCGGUCUCCCCGUACAGCAAGCCGGCGUUGAGCGAGAGCUUGAAACUGAGCAACCUGAUGAACAAGGACAUGGAGAGGAAGCCCGAGCUGCUGACGGACCUCCAGAAGAUUAAGAACGACAUCAAAGUCAAGGAAGAGCGCAAAGAGGAGAGCGACGUCUUGGUGGUGAGCUCGGAAACUUCCCAGCAUCCCCGAAGCGCCGAGCACCCGCCACCCCCUUCCCUCCACGGGUUGCCCCUGCCCCACACCAUGGCGGCUGCCAUGCCCAUCUCCAUGGGCAGCGUCCACCAGAUGAACAACAUGAACGUCCUGGAACGCAGCCGGAUGAUGACGCCGCUCAUGGGCAUGAACCCACUCGCGGGGCGCGAGAGGCUACCCCACCCAGGGUUUUCCUGGGACCCCAUGAGGGACCCCUUACGCGACGCCUACCGGAGCUUAGAUCUACAUCGCCGGAUGGACUUCCAGCUCCGAGCGGAUCCCAUCCACAGGUUUCCGGCCGCCUCGGGUUUUUACGACCACGAGCGUUCUUACCGGGACCGCGAACCCCAUGACUACAACCACGAAAACCUUCUGGAAGCCCGCCGGGAACAGGAGCGGCUCCGGCAAGUGGAAGAGAGGGAGCGGUUGCACUUACGGGAAGAGCUCGAGCGUGCCCGGAUACACCACUUGCACACGUCGCCCAUCGAAAGCCACCUGGCCCACAUGCCUUCCUUCAUGUCUCAUCUCAGCAGCAUGCAUUACCCCAGACUUAGCCCUUCGGCCGCCAUGCACAACGGGAUUUUGAACAGGAACCCGCCCACCGCUGCGCUCAGCGCUCCGCCCCCCUUGGUCCCGGCGAGUAGUACGAGGCCCUCCUCCCCCCGUCGGACUACCCCGCUCACAAACUCGGAAUCUCGGGACUAUUCCCCAUCUAGAAAUGCCAAAGAAGUAGAGGCACGAUAGUUCGCGGUGGCCCACCUGCAGGAUGAAUUUCCCACGCGCCCCCCCAAAAUUCGCCUGGAUCCAUAGAGGAGGAUGGGGAACGGCAGGGGAGGCGGGGACAAAAACCCUUUUUUUAAAAAAAAUGCACUGCUGUAAACUUUUUUUUAAAAAAAACUGUAAAAUUUGUAGACAUGAAGCACAGUUGUGAAAGCGAUGGAAGGGUGGGGACGGGGGCACGCGCGGAAGGGGGGCAUCCGAGGUUACGAACCUUUCUCGACCGCACGGUUGCUGAAACAAAAAAAAAUGGAAAUUUUAAUAUAUAGGUCUUUGGUUUUUCUCGUUUCCUGGUUUUAUUUUUAUUUUUAUUUUAUUUCCUCCCCCGCCCCCCCCCCUUUGCUUCUGUGCUGAGUUAAAAACUAUUAUCAGGUUUGUAUAUUUUAUUUUAUUUUAUUUUUUGUUUUGCCCCAAAUGCCAGGAACAUUUUUAAUGAAUGUAUUGGGUUUUUUAAAAAAAAUUGUGCUCUUUGUUCACACACACACACACACACACACACACACACACAAGCAAAAGGAAAAGAAAGUUUUUGUUUCUAGUUUAAAUUUUGUGGCCUCAGAUUCUUAAGUAAAAAAAAAAAAACAUACAUCCAGGGUUUCUUAAAAAGUAUUAUUUAUGGAGAUAACUGUAGUUUCAUACAGUCCACUGUGAGGUUUCUGGACUGAGGCCACUGAUUUCUCUGGUACUUUGAAAUUGAAGUUACAGAUAUAUAUUGAAAAAAAUAAUUAAUAAUAAUAAUUAAUAAUAAUGUACAAAAACUGUUUGUUUUUUGCCUUAUAUUAUGGAGAAAAUUAGAGUUUUUUUGACUUCUUGUUUUAAAACGCAGCAACAAAAGAAAGCAACAUGUAAAUACUCUGUUAAUAUAAAUGUACACCAAUAUUGAAUUCUUAACAUAGGUAGACUUUAUAAAAAAAACCGGUUUCUAGAACCA
Molecule: messenger RNA, 5537 nt
Organism: Thamnophis elegans (Western terrestrial garter snake)
Lineage: Eukaryota; Metazoa; Chordata; Lepidosauria; Squamata; Natricidae
Gene: FBRSL1
Product: fibrosin like 1
Exons: 20
Coding region: 899-4573 (1224 amino acids)
Source: RefSeq, a predicted model, not a curated record